UGGAGGCUGUACUCGACACAAACACUUUCAAGAAAUGUAUGGGAAGUGCCCAGUUGUACAAAGAAGCGAUUGAACAAACUGCAAGUUUCAACACACGUCUGUCUAUAGAGCGCAAGCUGCGGUUGCCGUUCCUGGAUUCGCAGACUGGCAUUGCCCAGAUCCACAGCACUCUGUACCAGCCGUAUACACACAGGCAGCCAGGAGAUGGCCAUAUGUGUGGCCAGAUCUACUCGUAUCCAGCAAAGCGCUGGAAGAAGAAGAAGCGGUCCUUUUUUACCUCUGAUCUCAAAUUGGCUCAGGCCGCAGCCGUAGAAACAGAAGCAGAUCAAAUCCCGGAAUUUACGGUUUCUCUACGUCGGAGGCGUCCACCUGAUAUGCAUCAGAUAAGUGCAGUGGAGAAUCCCGCUCAUCGUCCUGGAGAUGAUGACGACGAUGCGCAAGGGGAGUCUCAGGACACGUGGUACGAUAGUUUCGGGAUGUUCGAUGACCAGCCAGACGCGGGGGAGAUGGCGGACGACCAGUCGGACAUCAGUGACUUCGAAGACACCAUUAAGAAGAAGAAGAGGAAGCCUGGUCCUGGUCGAGGCAGGAAGAAGAAACAGGAUGUUGACAAAGACAGUAUUAUUGACGAAAAGGAGAAACCAUACGUGUGCGAAUCUUGCGGUGCUAGAUACAAGUCACGGCCUGGCCUGCAGUAUCACUACACACACUUCCACAACGGCAUGAUGGACGAAGAUACCGGAUCGCUCUCCCCCAAACCACAGACACGCUCGAAUGGAGCAGGGAAGAGUACCGAAGGAAAGCCCGAAUUGAAUAAUUACUGUGACUUCUGUUUGGGCGAUGCCACGGACAACAAGAAAACGCAGCAGCCCGAGGAACUCGUGUCCUGUAGUGACUGCGGGCGAUCAGGGCAUCCGACAUGUCUCCAGUUCACACAGAACAUGAUCGUGUCUGUCAAGAAGUAUCCAUGGCAGUGCAUAGAGUGCAAGUCUUGUGGACUUUGUGGGACCUCAGAAAAUGAUGAUCAGUUGUUGUUCUGCGAUGACUGCGACCGAGGUUACCACAUGUACUGUCUGACUCCUCAACUUCAGGAGGCACCCGAAGGGAACUGGAGCUGUCACCUGUGUAUUGAAGAGUUCCAUGGAGGGAAGAAACCUGCAGGUAUGCAGUGAAGACAAUCAUCUGCUGAAUAUUCAUAAUUACACCUGAUUAUUGGAAGUUCCAUAGAGGGAAGAAACCUGCAGGUAUGCAGUGAUGACGAUCUGUUGAAUAUUCAUGACUGCAUCUGGGUAUUGAAGAGUGCCAUGGAGGGAAGAAACCUGUUGCAAUGCAGUGAAGAGAGGCUCUGAGGAAUAUCAUUAUUAACUACCUGAAAUGUCAGUGUCAAAAACUGGUGAAAUGUACACAAACAGCUGACACGUCAUUUGCAUAUUACAUUUACAGCAUCAUACAUUGUUUCAUGUUGUACAUUCGGUGUCACAGUAAGACUCAUGGUCACUGUGUGACAGUAAGAAUACAAUAUCUGUGACCUGUACUGUGUGUUUAGAAUUAGCAGUUGGAACCAAAUAACAAUGAAUGGAUAAAGUGAAACCCCACGUAACAGUCGCCCCGUUUCCAAGACAGCCAAAAAAGUAUUUUACACUGCCUACUAUCUAGGGUAACACUUUAAGUACUGAAUGUAAUUUUUAGCAGAAUUUUAUGCAAACAGUAAAUCAAUUUUAGCCCUGAGCAUUCAAAUGCCAUCAGUGUUCUGAUACUAGUUUGCCUCUUAUAAUCUACAGAAUUUAAUUUUACAGCAUAAAUAUGUUUUAUUCAGGUCAUUUUAUUCAAAAUGUUUUUAUAAAAUGUGUUACAGGCGAAAAUGGCCUUAGUUUUGUUAAUAAAGGACCUCUUCAGCUAAAGUAAAACUUUGUUUUGUUAAUAACGGACCUCUUCAGCUAAAGUAAAACUUUGUUUUGUUAAUAACGGACCUCUUCAGCUAAAGUAAAACUUUGUUUUGUUAAUAACGGACCUCUUCAGCUAAAGUA
Gigantopelta aegis is the source of this 2027-nucleotide messenger RNA. RefSeq names its product zinc finger protein ubi-d4-like. Lineage: Eukaryota; Metazoa; Mollusca; Gastropoda; Neomphalida; Peltospiridae. Bases 39 to 1172 code for a protein of 377 amino acids. Gene Ontology annotation, cellular component: nBAF complex. The record is from RefSeq and is a predicted model, not a curated record. Gene Ontology annotation, biological process: nervous system development. The transcript has 11 exons.